GUCGCCCGCGACGGGGCAGCGAAGGGGGGAGGGAGGCGGAUCUUGGCCCGGGGCGACGGCUGCGGUGGCAGUGAAUGAGCAGCGGCCGUCGAGGAAGAUUUUUGAGCAUCUGAGAGGUGUCGUAGAAGCACACCUUUAGCACGGGAAGAUGAGUGAACUUGACCAGUUACGCCAGGAGGCGGAGCAACUGAAAAACCAAAUUAGGGAUGCUAGGAAAGCAUGCGCGGAUGCUACGUUGGCCCAGAUCACAGCCAACAUUGAUCCAGUGGGCCGUAUCCAGAUGCGCACCAGAAGAACACUGCGGGGACACUUGGCUAAAAUUUAUGCAAUGCACUGGGGGACUGAUUCCAGGCUUCUCGUUAGUGCAUCACAGGAUGGCAAGCUCAUCAUUUGGGACAGCUACACCACAAACAAGGUCCAUGCCAUUCCCCUGCGCUCAUCCUGGGUAAUGACCUGUGCUUACGCUCCAUCUGGAAACUACGUGGCCUGUGGUGGCCUCGAUAACAUCUGUUCCAUUUACAACCUGAAAACACGUGAAGGCAACGUACGUGUAAGCCGUGAACUGGCUGGCCAUACAGGCUACUUGUCAUGUUGCCGUUUCGUGGACGAUAAUCAAAUUGUCACCAGCUCUGGAGAUACCACUUGCGCCCUUUGGGACAUAGAAACAGGUCAGCAAACAACCACAUUCACUGGUCACACCGGAGAUGUCAUGAGCCUGUCCCUUGCUCCUGAUUCCAAGUGUUUUGUUUCUGGUGCCUGCGAUGCCUCUGCAAAGCUGUGGGACGUCCGAGAAGGGAUGUGCCGGCAAACCUUCACCGGCCAUGAGUCUGACAUCAACGCCAUCUGUUUCUUCCCAAAUGGCAACGCGUUUGCCACAGGAUCUGAUGAUGCCACAUGCCGGCUCUUUGAUCUCCGGGCCGACCAGGAGCUGAUGGUUUAUUCCCAUGACAACAUAAUUUGUGGCAUCACCUCUGUAGCUUUCUCCAAGAGUGGGCGUCUUCUUCUAGCUGGCUAUGAUGACUUCAACUGCAAUGUGUGGGACACGCUCAAAGCUGACAGAGCAGGCGUCCUAGCAGGCCAUGAUAACCGUGUCAGUUGCUUAGGUGUAACUGAUGACGGCAUGGCAGUGGCAACAGGAUCGUGGGAUAGCUUCCUCAAGAUCUGGAACUAAAGUCUGUAGAAUAGCGGUGGACUCCUCACUGACUGGAAGACUUUUCCAACGGUUUCAAAUAAUGUAUCCAAUCUACUAACUUGGACACCCCCCCACCUCUCCCCCCCCCCCAUUCCUACCCAGCCACCAAAAGGCCAAGAUCUCUCACAUCUCCUAUUGCUGAAAUGAAGAGCACAAUUAUCUCUCAAAGAAGAAUUCCUGUGGUUGCGUACAAAAUAGCAAAAGAAGUAAAAAUUGUGCAUUCCUUUUGGGACCACUUUUCGUCUAGAAAACUAAAGAAAAACACGCACUUGUGUAAAGCAUGUCCAGACAAAAAAAAAAAAAGAGGAAAAAAAAAUACAUUGUGAAGCAGACAACUUUUAACUUUCACUGUAGUUUAAAAAUUGCAAACCAUUGAUCUGGUUUUACUGACUUUAUGAGUUGGGGGUGGGUGGGCCUUGUUUUAAUCUCACUUUCAAACUUUAAAGUCGUGUUUGUAGCAGGAUUGACAUCAAACAAAAAAUUGUCCAUAUUUCCAUUUCUUUUCCUUUCCUUUUUUUUAAAAUGCAAAUUUGCUUUUGCAGUCAAUUGUUGAGCCAAGGCAAGGGAAUCCAAACCCAGAUGUUUCUGGGAUUGUUAAUGCUGUAAAUUAAUUUAGUCCCUGAAUUAUUAUUUUUUAUUAUUAUUUCUGUCUUUAGUGUCACAAAUCGUUGCACAAAUAUUGCAUAUAUAGGAUAAUGUUAAGUAAGAUAACCAAGCACACGCUGUACAUGGUAUUGAAUGUUUGUUUUUAAAAAAAAUAAUUCACCUUUUAUGGGUAACAAAUGCAGUCUAGGUUUUUCCACCCCACCUUCACAUAUCAUUGUUCCAAUUUUGUUAUAUGUUUUUUUGGCAUAGUUUUGCAUUUCUGAUGCCUAAUCGGGGGCGGUUUAUAGCCCUAACACUACCCCAUAAUCUCAGCAAACAAGAUUCUUUGGGUUGUGGGGCGGGGCGGGGCGGGGGGAAUUGAAAAGAAAAACCUGUUCAGCGCUUGGCUAUUCCAUCAGUUCUUUGUGUAUGAAACAAAUGUACAAAUUAAUGUUUUUGAAAAUAAUGAUCUUAAACUUUCUAAGUUAAACAAGAACAACGGAAAGAGAGAGAAGAAAAAAAAUGUUUUUGGUUUGCCAUGUUGGGUUGGAUGACUCUUUAGAAUCGCAUGCUAUAGAAAUGCUCAAGUACAUAUGAGACUAACGCGUCCUUAUAUGUGUUUUCUUUCAAGAAAUAACCUGUCCAUUUUUCUAAGGAAAAAAAGGAAAAGAGAAAAAAAAAAAAGCUGUAACCAUUGCUGAUCUCAUUUCUUGUCGCUACUCUGUGCAUAACGCCUACAACGAAACCGAUGAAGAAUGAAAAGUACCGAGCUAUGCACAUCUUGGAGUAGUCACUAUUCUUAAUUUAAAAGAAAGAAAGAAACCACCUUUUUAAACAAUUGCUGUAGAUUUGAUUCCGGGGUGGGGAAGGGAAGAUCAUUCUUUAAACUCCUCUAACAGCCGGUUGGCUCUCCUCAAAUGAGCCCUUUUUAAUCAGAUGAGGUGUCCCGUCGCCCCCAAUCAAGCAGCAUUUCCUGGCUUUGUGUUUUGAAAAUGAAAGGAAAAAAACCCUAAAGAGUAGCAAAUGUUUUGUCAAACUUUGAUUCUCCCUUUCACUGUACCAGAAUUCCCCCUCCUUCUUCGCUGCAGCAGUGGCUUUUAUCCAUUUUGGGUUCUUUUUCCCUCUCUCUGCAACAUUCUGUACAAAAUGUGCUGUAAUCGUGCGUUUUUAGGCCUGGAUUUGGCAUUUCAAAUUUUUUAAAACCCUCUUCCCCACCCACCCACCGACCCACCCCUUCUCAUGAAUCUUUACUCUCCGUAGAGCUUUCUCCACACCCUUGUAUCCUUCACCUUUUGUAUUUAAUUUUAAAGUCAGUGUACUUCAAGAAAGCUGGAUGCAAGAUAGAUACUAUAUUAAAAUGUACUGUUAUUUAAGAUGUAAUAAAGCAGUUUGACAUGA
Elgaria multicarinata webbii is the source of this 3175-nucleotide messenger RNA. It is a transcript of the gene GNB1, whose product is annotated as G protein subunit beta 1. Gene Ontology annotation, biological process: G protein-coupled receptor signaling pathway. Gene Ontology annotation, cellular component: heterotrimeric G-protein complex; cytoplasm. Gene Ontology annotation, molecular function: protein binding; signaling receptor complex adaptor activity. The record is from RefSeq and is a predicted model, not a curated record. Bases 149 to 1171 code for a protein of 340 amino acids. Lineage: Eukaryota; Metazoa; Chordata; Lepidosauria; Squamata; Anguidae. The transcript has 11 exons.